UGGAAAAUAAUUUUAAUAAAAUUGAUUUUUUAUCAAUGAAUGAAAUAAACAUUAAACAAGAAACAGAUACGGAUGAAGAAUUUAUAAAUAAAAGAAUUAAAAUGGAACCUGAAGAAGAAAGUAUUAUAAUCGAACCAGAAAUAAACAUCGAACAAUUGGAACAAGUAAUAAUUAAACAGGAAAUACUAGAAGAAAAUAUAAUUAUAGAACCCGAAUUAAUUGAUAUCAAUGGACCAUUAUUUACGAUUAAUUAUGAAACGGAAAACAAACCGUUUUCAUGUCAGAUUUGUGGUCAAACAUUUAAUUACAAAAGUAAUUUAAAUCAACAUAAGAAAAUUCAUCGCCGAAAGAAUUUUCACAUCGGAGAAAAACCAUUUUCAUGUGAAAUAGUGACGCAACAUAAACGGAUUCAUAGCGAUCAAAAACAGUUUUCAUGUGAUUUUUGUGAUAAAAGUUUUAACACACAAAGUUCUUUAACGAAUCAUAAACGUUUUUCACACGGUGAUAAUCGUGCUUUUCCAUGUGAAUAUUGUGAGAAAAUCUUUACACGACCCGAUAAUUUACGAGUGCAUCAACGUAUCCAUUUACACGAUAAAACAUUAGCGUGUGAUUUAUGUGCGAAAACAUUCUAUCGAAAAGAUAAAUUAACGGAACAUAAACGUACACAUUCGGGUGAAAAACCGUUUGCAUGUGAUUAUUGUGCGAAAACAUUUAAUCGAAAAGAUACUUUAAUCGAACAUAUACGGAUACAUUCCGGUGAAAAACCGUAUGUUUGUGAUUUUUGUAAUCGACGAUUUACACGACAAAACACUUUAGUGAAACAUAUACGAACUCACACGGGAGAAAAACCAUAUUCAUGUGAUUUGUGUGAGAAAAAAUUCACACAACAAUCGUUAUUAACGAAACAUGAACGUACACACACCGGGGAAAGACCUUUCUCGUGUGAUAUUUGUGCGAAAGCAUUUUCUCGUAAAGAUAGUGUUGAUCGACACAAAAGAAUGCAUACGGGUGAACAACCAUUUUCAUGUGAUGUUUGUGAUCGAACAUUUGCUCAAUUCGGUCAUUUAUCGGUGCAUAGACGUAUUCACACGGGCGAAAGACCUUAUUCAUGUGAUCUGUGUGAGAAAACAUUUACACAGUUAAGUAGUUUAAAUGUUCAUAAAAAAUUACAUAUGGAAAAUAUUAAAAUUGAAAAUAUAAAAAUCAAAGAAGAAAAUAUUAAAGUUGAAGAAGAACUAAAUAUAGAAUUAUUAGUUGUUAAAAAUAAAAUAUUUGAAGAUAUUGACAUUGACAGCGAUACAUUGGAAAAUCAAGAUGGACGCAAAAUUAAAAAUGAAAUACAAGAAAACAUCAGCAACGAUGCAGGUACAAUCGAAGAAAAACAAGUGAAAAAUGAAUGGAUUCAUGAAAAUGAUAAUCAAGUGAAUUAUGAAAAUAUUAAAAGUGAAGAAAAACGUUUUUCAUGCGCUAUUUGUGAUAAAGCAUUUAAUUACAAACAAAAUUUAAUUGUACAUGAACGUAUUCAUAGUGGACAAAAACCAUUUGGAUGUGAAGUUUGUGAUAAAACAUUUUCUACGCGAAGCAAUUUAAAACAACAUAAACGAUUGCAUAGCGGUGAAAAGCCAUUUUCCUGUCGCGAUUGUGAUAAAAAAUUUGCUCAACAAAGUUGUUUAAUUAUACAUAGACGGACUCAUAGUGUACAAAAACCUUUCUCAUGUGAAGUGUGUGAUAAAGCUUUUAUUCAAAAACAUGAUUUAAUUCGUCAUGAACGCGUUCAUACGGGGGAAAAACCUUUUUCCUGUGCAAUUUGUAAUAAAGCUUUUACACAAAAAAAUGAUUUAAUUCGACAUGAACGAAUUCAUAGCGGAAAAAAACUGUAUUCUUGUGAAAUUUGUCAGAAAUCAUUUACUCAUCGAAGCAGUUUCUAUUAUCAUAAACGGACUCAUACUGGUGAAAAAACGUUUUCCUGUGAAAUUUGUGAUAAAUCGUUUACUUGUAAACAGAAUUUGAUUGUACAUAAACGAAUUCAUAGCGGAGAAAAACCAUUUUCUUGUGAAGUUUGUGAUCAAUCAUUUACGCAUCGAAUCAGUUUAAAAACACAUGAACGAAUUCAUACCGGGGAAGUCCCGUUUUCUUGUGAUGUUUGUAACAAAAACUUUAAUAAAAAAUGUAAUUUAAUUCAACAUAAACGUAUUCAUAGGAAACCUACUACCUACAUUAGAGGAAAUAAAUCAGGUUAG
This is a messenger RNA of Chrysoperla carnea, 2240 nucleotides long. Its product is annotated as zinc finger protein 271-like. NCBI's taxonomy places the organism in Eukaryota, Metazoa, Arthropoda, Insecta, Neuroptera, Chrysopidae. The record is from RefSeq and is a predicted model, not a curated record. The transcript is spliced from 3 exons. Bases 36 to 2240 code for a protein of 734 amino acids. Gene Ontology annotation, biological process: regulation of transcription by RNA polymerase II. Gene Ontology annotation, molecular function: RNA polymerase II cis-regulatory region sequence-specific DNA binding; DNA-binding transcription factor activity.